Messenger RNA from Meleagris gallopavo (turkey), 815 nucleotides. The record is from RefSeq and is a predicted model, not a curated record. Lineage: Eukaryota; Metazoa; Chordata; Aves; Galliformes; Phasianidae.
UGCUGCUGUGGUCCCUGGGGCAGGCUGGUGGGUUUCUGAGCCUCCUAAUGCUCUUUGGCUUGUCCUUGCAGUCAGGCCAGUUCAAUGAAGACAUGAUCCCAACGGUGGGCUUCAACAUGAGGAAGAUCACCAAAGGGAACGUUACCAUAAAGCUCUGGGACAUCGGUGGCCAGCCGCGCUUUCGCAGCAUGUGGGAGCGGUACUGCCGUGGAGUGAGUGCCAUCGUGUACAUGGUGGAUGCUGCUGACCAGGAGAAGAUUGAGGCCUCGAAGAAUGAACUUCAUAACCUGCUCGACAAGCCGCAGCUCCAGGGCAUCCCGGUCCUUGUCCUGGGGAACAAGCGAGAUCUGCCCGGUGCCUUGGAUGAGAAGGAGCUCAUUGAGAAGAUGAACCUCUCUGCCAUCCAGGACCGAGAGAUUUGUUGCUACUCCAUCUCUUGCAAAGAAAAGGACAACAUUGACAUCACCCUACAGUGGCUUAUUCAGCACUCGAAGUCCAGGAGAAGCUGAGAACCCUUGGACUGCAGCUCAGAUCGGGAAGAUGCCAUUGUACAAGCCCAUACCCCCUUCCUUCUCCUGCUCUGUCCCUCCAGCUCUCUCUCUCUAGAUGGGUAUUUUUAGGGGACCCCAGACUCCACUCGCAUUGAGGUGGAGCCCUUGUUUUUAUUGUAAAGAAAAUGUCCGACUCUGCCCUCUUUUCCUCUCUCUGUCUCUUCUUCCCAUUUUGGCACUGUUCUGUUGUUGUCUGUGUAUACAGUAUAUAUAUAUGUAUAUAUAUUUUAAUUUUUUAAUUUAAGCACUAGCGCUGUUACUAAA